Molecule: messenger RNA, 1390 nt
Organism: Lynx canadensis (Canada lynx)
Lineage: Eukaryota; Metazoa; Chordata; Mammalia; Carnivora; Felidae
Product: D-3-phosphoglycerate dehydrogenase-like
Exons: 9
Coding region: 21-1241 (406 amino acids)
Molecular function (GO): NAD binding; phosphoglycerate dehydrogenase activity
Source: RefSeq, a predicted model, not a curated record
AUUCCCCAGGCACGGCUUCCAUGAAGGACGGCAAAUGGGAACGGAAGAAGUUCAUGGGAACAGAGCUAAAUGGAAAGAUCCUGGGAAUUCUUGGCCUGGGCAGGAUCGGAAGAGAGGUGGCCACCCGAAUGCAGUCCUUUGGGAUGAAGACUAUAGGGUACGACCCCAUCAUUUCGCCGGAAGUCUCGGCCUCCUUUGGUGUUGAGCAGCUGCCCCUGGAGGAGAUCUGGCCUCUCUGUGAUUUUAUCACUGUGCACACACCUCUCCUGCCCUCCACCACGGGCUUGCUGAAUGACAGCACCUUUGCCCAGUGCAAGAAGGGGGUGCGUGUGGUGAACUGCGCUCGGGGAGGGAUCGUGGACGAGGGCGCCCUGCUCCGGGCCCUGCAGUCGGGUCAGUGUGCUGGUGCUGCACUGGACGUGUUUACGGAGGAGCCACCGAGGGACCGCGCCUUGGUGGACCAUGAGAGCGUCAUCAGCUGCCCCCACCUGGGUGCCAGCACCAAGGAGGCCCAGAGCCGCUGCGGGGAGGAGAUUGCCGUCCAGUUUGUGGACAUGGUGAAGGGGAAGUCCCUGGCGGGGGUGGUGAACGCCCAGGCCCUUACCAGUGCCUUCUCUCCGCACACCAAGCCUUGGAUUGGUCUGGCAGAAGCUCUGGGGGCACUGAUGCGAGCCUGGGCUGGAUCCCCCAAAGGGACCGUCCAGGUGGUAACACAGGGAACCUCCCUGAAGAAUGCUGGGAACUGCCUGAGCCCCGCGGUCAUUGUCGGCCUCCUCAAAGACACUUCCAAUCAGUCGGAUGUGAACUUGGUGAACGCCAAGCUGCUGGUGAAAGAGGCUGGCCUCAAUGUGACCACCUCCCACAACCCUGCUGGGCCAGGGGAGCAGUGCUGUGGGGAAAGCCUGUUGACCGUGGCCCUGGUAGGUGCCCCCUACCAGACUGUGGGCUUGGUCCAGGGCACCACGCCAGUGCUGCAGGCGCUCAACGGAGCUGUCUUCAGGCCAGAGGUGCCUCUCCGCAGGGGUCUGCCCCUGCUCAUCUUCCGGGCUCAGCCGGCUAAUCCUGCGAUGCUGCCCACCAUGAUUGGCCUUCUGGCAGAGGCAGGAGUGCAGCUGCUGUCUUACCAGACCUCGAUGGUGUCAAAUGGGGAGACCUGGCACGUCAUGGGCCUCUCCUCUCUGCUGCCCAGCCUGGACGCGUGGAAGCAACAUGUGACUGAGGCUUUCCAGUUCCAGUUCUGAGCCCUAGGGGCUUUUCUGAAGAAAACCUGCCCACCGUGACCAACAAAGAGAGGAGAUCCACAUCUCUCGGGCCGAUACUGCUUACUCUGCAGACCUUAGCUGACCUCUGUAGAGCAGUGAGAACCACCCAAUAAAAAGCCUACCCCAGA